Messenger RNA from Panicum virgatum (switchgrass), 873 nucleotides. RefSeq lists its product as uncharacterized. The coding region runs from base 1 to 873 and encodes 290 amino acids. The record is from RefSeq and is a predicted model, not a curated record. Gene Ontology annotation, molecular function: nucleic acid binding. Lineage: Eukaryota; Viridiplantae; Streptophyta; Magnoliopsida; Poales; Poaceae. Gene Ontology annotation, biological process: DNA integration. The transcript is spliced from 3 exons.
AUGCAGCAAUCAAGGAAUAUCUCGCAAAAGAAUGCUAUGCCAUUGAACUACAAUUUGCAAAUAGAUCUAUUUGAUGUCUGGGGAAUCGAUUUCAUGGGACCAUUUGUGAACUCACAUGGAUUUGAGCAUAUAUUGGUGAUGGUGGACUAUGUUUCGAAAUGGGUUGAAGCUAUGCCAUGUCGGAAGGCAUCAACGGAGGAGUCCAUACACAUGAUUAAAUCGGUAAUCUUCCCUCGAUAUGGCGUACCAAGAAUCUUGAUAAGCGAUGGAGGAACACACUUCACGGGCAAAGACUUUGGUAAAUGCUUGAAGAAAUUGGGAAUUGAACAUAGAGUGUCCACGGCUUAUCACCCCCAAACAAACGGACAAGCGGAAACUUCGAACAAGCAAUUGAAGGACAUUUUAAAGAAGACCGUGGUAAAAGGAGGAAAAGAUUGGUCGAAGAGACUAGAUGAUGCACUAUGGGCAUAUCGAACGGCACACAAAACCCCGAUUGGUAUGACUCCUUAUCAAUUUGUUUAUGGAAAAACAUGCCACUUGCCGGUUGAGCUAGAACAUAAGGCGUAUUGGGCAAUGAAGGAAAUGAACUUUGAUGCGGAAGCCGCUGGAAUUAAAAGGAGAAUCCAAAUAAGCAAAUUGGAGGAGUUAAGAUUGAAAGCGUACAAUAGUGCAUCAAUUUACAAAGAAAGGAUGAAGAUAUGGUACGACAAACGAUUACAAAACAAGGAAUUCAAAGAAGGAGACAAGGUCCUACUCUACAAUUCAAGAUUCAAACUUUUUGGCAAAGGAAAAUUACAAAGCAAAUGGGAUGGACCAUACCAUUCACUGAGCCUAGGAAGAAGGUCCCUGCUGGACUAUUGGCAAGAAAGUUGA